This is a messenger RNA of Penicillium macrosclerotiorum, 1449 nucleotides long. Its product is annotated as OSBP family protein. Gene Ontology annotation, molecular function: sterol binding. The record is from RefSeq and is a predicted model, not a curated record. Gene Ontology annotation, cellular component: cytosol; intracellular membrane-bounded organelle; cortical endoplasmic reticulum. The transcript is spliced from 8 exons. Bases 1 to 1449 code for a protein of 482 amino acids. Lineage: Eukaryota; Fungi; Ascomycota; Eurotiomycetes; Eurotiales; Aspergillaceae.
AUGCCGGUCCCGCAUCUCCGCCGUGCGUCUUUGACCAGCAAGUCCUCUGUGGAGGAUUCUCCCGUCAGCGGAGAUGAUGAGAUCGUCGAGCCCGAUCAGGGAAAUGUCCUUUCCCACAUCAUUUCGCAGCUCCGACCGGGCGCGGAUUUGAGUCGCGUCGUCUUGCCCACCUUCAUUCUUGAGCCCCGAUCCAUGCUCGAACGGAUCACCAAUUUCAUGGCACAUCCCGAAACCCUUCUCCCUAUGCCGACGAUUGACGAUCCAGUGGAACGCUUUGUUUCGGUCGUCAAGUUCUAUUUGAGUGGAUGGCAUAUCAAGCCGCCAGGUGUGAAGAAACCGUUGAACCCCAUCCUUGGCGAGACUUUUACCAGCUAUUGGGACUAUCCGGAUGGGACCCGUGGCUAUUAUAUCUCGGAGCAGACCUCCCACCACCCACCCAAGUCGAGCUACUUCUUCAUGGCUCCGGAGCACCACAUCCGUAUCGAUGGAACACUUAAGCCUCGCAGCAAGUUCUUGGGUAACUCUGCCGCCAGUAUGAUGGAGGGUAUUGCGAUUCUUCGACUGCUGAACCGUGGCCAGGAUCAAGAGAAGGGCGAGAGAUAUAUCGUGACCCAACCGAACAUGUACGCCCGGGGUAUUCUGUUUGGAAAGAUGAAGUAUGAGCUGGGAGAUCACAGCUAUGUUCGGUGCCCGGAGAACAACCUUGUGGCCGAUAUCGAAUUCAAGACCAAGGGCUAUUUCUCCGGUACAUACAAUGCCAUCGGAGGCACAAUUAAGAACGAGAAGACCGGUGAGAUCUUAUACGAAUUGUCUGGCUUAUGGAACGGCGAGAUGCACAUCAAGGACGUUCACUCAAACCAUAAAGAAUUGCUGUUUGAUGCUACUCACGCCAAACACUCGAAGCCUACUGCGCGUCCCAUUGAGGAACAAGAAGAGCGGGAGUCGCAACGGUUAUGGCAACCUACCGUGAAGGCAAUUCUCGCCCGGAAUCAUGAGGCCGCCACCGAUGAAAAGACCAAGAUUGAAGACCGCCAACGAGAAGAGGCUGCCAAGCGCGCUGAUGAGGGUGUUGAAUGGCGUCCUCGGCUAUUCCGGCCCGUCCAAGGCGGUCCCAAUGGUCCGGAUGAGGGGGAGGAGGAUCUCGAUUGGAUCAUCAAUGCUCAAGUCGACCCGCACAACCCGGAGACCGCUACGAAGCAAAUCCUAGCCAUUGCGCCCGUCGUCCAAGGUCAGAAAGAGUCACCUCAAUUUCAGAUUCCGCCGCACAGUUCACAGCGAACCAACUCCGCGAACCAGGCGCCUCCCACUCAGGACACGACAGCUAAUCAUCCAGGCGCAGGCUCAUCCACAGAAAACAAUGCAGGCGGAGCCGCCGAUGCGGUCGUGGAGCGGAAAGACACCGAAACUUCGGCCAUAGAGCAAUUUGUGGACGCUGAGGAGGCACAAUAA